UAUUCAGAAACACCGUUUUACUUCCUGUUAGAAAUCUCAACAACAGAGCCGAAGCGCUGAAGCUAAACAACUUUAGCAGCUUUUGGUCAACAAAUAUUAAUGUAGCAAAAAUACUGCGUAGCAACAAUGAUUCCGUACACUGUCAACAUCAAACUCGCGGCUCGGACUCUGACUGGCACUCUCCAUUUGCAGAAUAAAACCGCUGUAGACUGGGGUUGGCAGGGGCUGAUAGCUCAGGGAUGUCACUCCAGUAUUCUUAUCAUCGAUCCAAAGACGUCUCAGACCAUACAGGUGCUGGAGCGGCACAAAGCCAACGUGGUCAAGGUGAAAUGGUCCAGGGAGAACUACUACCACAACCAGAGCUCUCCCUACUGUCUGCGGCUGGCCUCAGGAGACGCCUCGGGGAAGAUCAUAGUGUGGGAUGUGGUCAGCGGCACCGCCCAUUGUGAGAUCCAGGAGCACUCCAAACCUAUCCAGGACUUGGAGUGGUUAUGGAAUCAGGAUGCGUCUCGUGAUCUACUGUUGGCCAUCCACCCUCCCAACUACAUCGUGCUGUGGAACGGAGACACGGGCACCAAGCUGUGGAAGAAGAGCUACGCUGAGAACAUCCUCUCCUUCUCAUUUGACCCCUUUGACCCCUCCAAUAUGGCAUUGCUGACCAGUGAAGGAAUAGUCUUUAUCACAGACUUCUCCCACUCCAAACCCCCGGGCAGCGCUGGUAAAAAGGUCUACAUCGCCAGCCCCCAUGCAAGCCCCGCCCACACCAAGCCUGCCUCCGCCAUCUCCCUUGCCCCCACAGGCGCCAAGAAGGCCCUCAACAAGGUCAAAGUGCUCAUCACCAAUGAAAAACCCACUGCGGAGGCGGUGACGUUGAACGACUGUCUUCAGCUGUCCUACCUGCCGUCCAAGAGGAACCACAUGCUGCUGCUCUACCCCAGAGAGAUCCUCAUCCUGGACCUGGAGCUCAGCCAGACCGUGGGGGUGGUGGCCAUCGAGCGCUCCGGGGUGCCCUUUGUUCAGGUGAUUCCCUGCGCUCAGCGGGACGCCCUCUACUGUCUCCACGAGAACGGCUGUAUCACCCUCCGAGUGUGUCGCUCCACUACAACCCAAGAGGAAGCAACAGACCCCGAGCAGAGUACCCACGAGCUGGUGUACGACCUGCGUUCUCAAUGCGAUGCCAUCCGUGUCACCAAGACAGUCCGGCCAUAUCGCAUGGUCAUCUGCCCCGUCAACGAGAAUAGCGCUGCGCUAAUGGUCAGCGACGGCAGAGCCAUGCUGUGGGAGCUCAAAGCCCACACCGGCAGGGCUGUCACCAAUCAAAGUUCUGGGCUCUCGCCGCUCUACACCCCCAUUUCGUUUUGUGGAUCUCCACUGGGCACAAACCAGAAAAGGAUUCAGGAUCUGUCUCUCAACAGCAUGAUCGUAUCAGUUUAUGCAGACCUGCCCUCAUCUCAUUACCUCUGCCAAGAAGGUCAGACCUUGAUAGCUGGUGAAGCCCUUCCUCCAUCAUCCAUCCAGCAGGAGGUCCAGUUGAAGUUCCUGCUGAGCGGCCUGCUAUCCGGUCUGCCACUGCCACCAUUUGCUCUCCGCAUGUGUCCACCACUAACCACCAAAAACAUCAAUCACUACCAACCCCUGCUGGCUAUAGGCACCAGUAAUGGGUCUGUGCUGGUCUACAACCUGACCAGUGGCCUCCUCCACAAAGAACUCAGUGUCCACUCUUGUGAAGUCAAGGGAAUUGAGUGGCUGAGUCUUACCAGCUUCUUAUCUUUUGCUACUUCUGCACCAAACAACAUGGGCAUGGUGCGGAAUGAACUGCAGCAUGUUGACCUGCUUACUGGCAGAUGCUUUGCAUUCAGAGGCGAGCGAGGAAACGACGAGCCACCCAUUGAGAUGAUGAAAGUGUCUCAUCUCAAGCAGUACCUGGUGGUUGUGUUCAGAGACAAACCUCUGGAGCUGUGGGACACCAGGACGGGGACGCUUCUCCGGGAGAUGGCUAAGAACUUCCCCACCGUUACUGCACUGGAGUGGUCCCCGUCCCACAACCUGAAGAGCCUGAAGAAGAAGCAGAUGGCAGCGAGGGAGGCCAUGGCUCGGCAGACCGUGUCAGACGCUGAGCAGAGUAUCGUGGAAUCCUCAGUCAUAAGUCUCCUGCAGGACGCAGAGAGCAAGUCAGAGUCCAGUCAGGCCAUCUCAGCCAGGGAGCACUUUGUGUUCACGGACACUGACGGGCAGGUGUACCACAUCACCGUCGAGGGCAACACAGUCAAGGAUGGUGCAAGGAUUCCCCCUGAUGGCAGUAUGGGUAGUAUCGCCUGCAUUGCUUGGAAAGGCGACACCCUGGUGCUCGGGGACGUGGACGGCAAUCUCAACUUCUGGGACCUCAAAGCCCGUUUGUCCAGGGGAAUACCAACGCAUCGUGGCUGGGUGAAGAAGAUCCGCUUUGCCCCGGGGAAGGGCAACCAGAAGCUGCUGGUGAUGUACACAGAUGGAGCAGAGGUCUGGGACACCAAAGAGGUCCAAAUGGUGAGCAGCAUGCGGAUUGGGCGCAACGUGAACUACCGCGUCCUGGACAUUGAUUGGUGCACGUCAGACAAGGUUGUUCUGGCCUCUGACGACGGCUGUAUCCGAGUUUUGGAGAUGGCCAUGAAGUCCGCCAGCUACCGCAUGGAUGAACAGGACCUGACCGAUCCAGUGUGGUGUCCUUACUUGCUGGUGCCCCGUGCUGCCCUCACUCUCAAGACCUUCCUCCUGCUGCAGCCCUGGUCAGGAACCUUCACCAUGGACAUCACUCAAGUAGACUACACCGAGAAAGACGAGAUUAAAGGCCUGAUCCAGGAGCAGCUCAACGCCAUGUCUAAUGAUAUGAAGAGCGUGCUACAAGACCCGGAGCUCACCCUGCUGCAACGCUGCCUCCUGGUCUCACGGCUGUUCGGGGACGAGUCGGAUCUUCACUUCUGGACUGUGGCGUCCCACUACAUCCAGGCGUUCGCUCAGGCCCGUCUGUCCACCGCAGAGGGGAACACCCAGGGUGACGGAACCAAGCCACCGCCGCCUCAGAACCACCUGGACAUCUGCAAUGACAUCCUGUGUGAGAGCUCUUACUUCCAGAAAUUCCAGUUGGAUCGGGUCCACCUGCAGGAAGUGAAGCGCUCCAGUUAUGAACACACUAAGAAAUGUGCGGACCAGCUCCUCCUGCUGGGUCAGACGGACCGGGCAGUGCAGUUACUGUUGGAGACGAGCGCAGACAACUCCAGCUACUACUGUGAUUCCCUCAAAGCCUGCCUGGUGACCACCAUCACCUCCUCAGGACCCUCUCAGUCCACCAUCAAACUAGUGGCCACCAACAUGAUCGCCAACGGCAAGCUAGCAGAGGGUGUCCAGCUGCUGUGUUUGAUUGACAAGGCGGCGGAUGCCUGUCGCUACCUGCAGACCUAUGGGGAGUGGAACCGAGCCGCCUGGCUGGCUAAGGUAACUCAGCAUGACGGCGUCCGUCAACAGGAAGCAUCACACACUGUGAAAUGUUUGGAUAGUGUCAGAGUGCGUCUGAACCCAGCAGAGAGCUCAGAUGUGCUGAAGCGCUGGGCGGAGCACCUGUGCUCCCCGCAGGUCAACCAGAAGUCCAAAGCCAUCCUGGUGCUGCUGUCGCUGGGCUGCUUUUACAAAGUAGGAGAGAUGCUGCACGGCAUGCGGUACUUUGAUCGAGCCGCGCUCUUCAUCGAAGCCUGUCUGAAGUACGGGGUGAUGGAGGCCGAUGACUCUUCCAAUAAACUAAUCAAGUCUGCGUUUCUGGAGUACGCUCGGCUGCUGCGCUCCCUGGGCCUGCGGGAGGGCGCCGCUCUGUGGGCGUCCCGGGCCGGCAGCGCAGGGGAGCAGCUGAUGGAGGAGCUGUUCCAGGGGGAGGGCAGCGUGCCAGAGAGCGUUAUCAGCGAAGACAAAGAGCUGGGCCAGGAGAGCACCGAGUGACCACUGAAAGAUUUGGAGAAGAACGGAUGAUGGUGCAAAUCAAGGAUCCGUCAUUCAUUCUUACUUCUAAACCUCGAGUGAACUCUGUGUGUCAGCGCCCAGAGGAGUCAUGAUCCUCAUCAGGAGAAGAGAGGAGAUGUUUCCGUGUGGAGUCCGUCUCCCUGUUUCUGUGACUACAAAGAGUUUCUAAAUGUUUGGUAUGACGUGUGUGUUUGUGCACAUUUGUGAAUGCAUGCAACGGCCCCAAAAGAAACAAUCUUCUGUCCUGAUUCCCCCCAAACACGUGAAGUGAUGCACCUCGUGUUUUUGUAGGUUAAUGGAUUUAACUUUUUAUUUAUGGUUGCUUGGUAAGCUUUAUUUUUGCGUGCCUGUGUUAAUGACUUCAAAGUACUGUUGUAGCUCUACAGGUUUCAUUUGCCUUUUCUCUGCUGGGAUGAAAUACGGCAGAGUUAAUUCAUCCAAAAAUAAUACGUUCCAUAUUUCAUUUGCACUGCCCUUGACGGCUCACAUUACUACUCCAUGACUGGAUUCCCUCGUAAAUUAACCAAAAAUACCAAAUUAUUAGAAUGCUAACUAUGAUUCCCUGUACAGAGACACAGUAUUUCUGUAGGCAGACACACGACAGACUGGGUGUUCCAGCCACAGCAGGUGGUGCUGUAUAAUUGAGUGACCAAAGCCUGCUGCCUCCCAGCCUCCGCAGCUGUAACUGUUGAGCGGCAGGAAAGUUAGCCAGGCCACCUUGCUCCUAAUUCACCCUUAUUAUAAUUGAAUGUCCCUGAACACAGAGGCGAUAGGAGUGAUGCCGUUUAAUUAGCUUGUGUAGAGUUCACAUUAGUUGAAUAGAUUUUUCGUUUUCUACUUUUAUGAAACCUUGAAACGAAAACUACUCUUCUUUGAUGUUUGUGUGACGCGGUUGUUCUAUGGUGUGUAUUACAAGAUGAUCUGUCAAAAAUGUGUCUGUACUCAUUUGAAUCAGACUUUUGACAUCAUUUACACACAAACCGUAAUCUGUGCUGCCAUCACAAUUACAAAGGCAGACACACAUAUUUUAGGAUAUGACCCACUGCCAUCCGUUCUGCUUUUCUGACCAUCAUACUCAUCCUACUCAUCGAUGCAAAAUACAUAUUAAGUGGUUGUGUUUUUUAUUGCGUUGUAGCGUGUUAACUGGUCCUGAAACGAGACAGUAACUCCAUCCGUGGGACCAUUGUUUGUUGUGCGGUUUUGUGUUUCAUAAACACGUCAGUGCUGUUUCUGUUGUGUUGCGUAUAACCCCGAGUCACUAUGGCAACCCAGGCCUAUUUUAGGGCACUACAUGCUCCUGUAGAUCCAUUUCACUCCCACUGACAUACUGUAGGAUCUCACACCCAGCAGAUAAUCAGCUGUAGUUUACCCAUGCUGUGUUUCUUCCUCCAAUCACGUCAUGCAGUAUUGUGCAAUGAACUGUACUUCCUCUUUAUGAUUAGUGUGACUAACACAGAGCAAACUAUAGCCUUUUUUCAUUGUUCUUUGUUCAUUGUUUGUACAGUGAUCCUAAUGCUUUAAGCUAUAUAAAUAUGACAAGAGAAAAAAAAUAUCUGUAUAUAUGGAUGGAAAUAAAAUCAAUAUUAUUAACUUUA
Messenger RNA from Gymnodraco acuticeps, 5582 nucleotides. It is a transcript of the gene wdr11, whose product is annotated as WD repeat domain 11. Gene Ontology annotation, cellular component: cytoplasm. The record is from RefSeq and is a predicted model, not a curated record. Lineage: Eukaryota; Metazoa; Chordata; Actinopteri; Perciformes; Bathydraconidae. The transcript is spliced from 30 exons. Gene Ontology annotation, molecular function: protein binding. Bases 127 to 3966 code for a protein of 1279 amino acids.